This is a messenger RNA of Fusarium subglutinans, 843 nucleotides long. RefSeq lists its product as uncharacterized. Bases 1 to 843 code for a protein of 280 amino acids. The transcript is spliced from 2 exons. Lineage: Eukaryota; Fungi; Ascomycota; Sordariomycetes; Hypocreales; Nectriaceae. The record is from RefSeq and is a predicted model, not a curated record.
AUGGCUCGUCAAUUGGUUGCAGUUCUGGCUGCUGCUCUUGCUUUUAGCGGUGUUAGCGCUGGACCUUGCAAGCCUGUUUCUUCACUCUCCCUGUCCUCUACAGCUAUUUUCGAGACGACUACGACUGCGACUUCUCACGAGACUUUAUCGUCAACAAUCACUGCCGACGUGACCGAGACCACAGUCACCGGCGCUGCCACUGGUACUACUGCUACCACGGAUGCUAUCGACACUACCAUCACCGAGAGCGCUACGGACACCGCGACGACCGCCGGGUCUCUGACCACUUUCUUGACUACUACUACCGCCGAACAAUCUCCUGAGCAAUCUACGACCACCACUGCUGGUCCCGUUGGGCCAGGUCCUUGUCUUGAAGAGCAGAUUCUUUACAACCCCGGCUUCGAUGAUAGCAACAGCAAUGCUUGGCCAUGGGACUUGAGUAGCGGUGUCGCCCUCGAUACAGUGCAACCGCGUUCCCCCUCCAACCUCCUUGUGAGCCACAUCACUUCCGACAGCCCAUCCACCACGUUCUCUCAAGCUCUCCCCGCAUUGGGAGACAACGAAUACGAGUUGGUAUACUACAUCGCCAUGGGCAAUAAUGGGUACGAUACCUUUGACUUCCGCUGCUAUGCCACCACCUACGUCAAUGGGAAAAAGAUAGGCGAUAGCAGUGACUUUGAUGCAAAUGGCCCCUACACGUAUCAGCGAGCGAACGGGGUCUUCACGCCGCAGAACCCCGGUGAUGCUGGGGAACUGCGUUUCGAGAUCCAGUGCGAAGGUGGAUUCCGGUAUGCUUACAUGCGUGUAGAUGAUGUCAGUCUCACUCGUCGUUGCGGUGCGUGA